AUGUCGGAAACAGCGCCUAUCCCCAUCAUCCUCUGCGGAAAGACAGAGUUUAUCGGCCAGCGCGUUAUCGAAGCUGUAAAACCCGAAAUUGAAGUCGUUCACUUCGUCUUGCCCGGAGAAUCAGGAAAGAUCAUCAUCCCCGAACUACUUCGCGGAAACCAUCCUCCGCCGCAUCCCGAGGCCAGCACCAUAGGCUCAGGAAACUACGCUCAAGUGCCCUGUGCGAUAGUUUUGGGUGGUGCCUUUGAGGAUGCAGAUAUAGCCGCUUUGCGCGAUGCUGUGAAAUCCGUUGAUGGAGUGCGCGGUGUCGCGUGGGUGCGACAGGAUACUACCCAGCCUGCACCUCCGGUUACGUCGCCUGAGUACCCUAAGCUUAUGACCAAGAGAACGAAGGAAGCAAUUAUCCAGUUGCAUAAGGAUGGGAAGUUGGAUGGAAGCCGAGAUGAGAUUGAAUGGUAUUAG
Messenger RNA from Fusarium coffeatum, 462 nucleotides. RefSeq lists its product as uncharacterized. The record is from RefSeq and is a predicted model, not a curated record. Bases 1 to 462 code for a protein of 153 amino acids. NCBI's taxonomy places the organism in Eukaryota, Fungi, Ascomycota, Sordariomycetes, Hypocreales, Nectriaceae. The transcript has 2 exons.